Messenger RNA from Wasmannia auropunctata (little fire ant), 383 nucleotides. RefSeq names its product odorant receptor 4-like. The record is from RefSeq and is a predicted model, not a curated record. Bases 76 to 351 code for a protein of 91 amino acids. Gene Ontology annotation, cellular component: plasma membrane. The transcript has 3 exons. Gene Ontology annotation, biological process: detection of chemical stimulus involved in sensory perception of smell; sensory perception of smell. Gene Ontology annotation, molecular function: odorant binding; olfactory receptor activity. Lineage: Eukaryota; Metazoa; Arthropoda; Insecta; Hymenoptera; Formicidae.
UUUAUUUGGUUUUAUUGUUUACCGAAAUAGUCGUUUUAUACUGAUACUAGUGUCACUACGAUAGCAAAAACCAUUAUGACUUAUUUUGCUGUGAUAGGGGAAGUUUUCAUCUUUUGCUUUGCUGGAGAAUAUCUUAAUCUCAAGAGUAAAUCAAUCGCCGAUGCAGCAUACGAAUCUCUGUGGUACGAUUUACCGUUAAAUCAAAGGAAGAUUGUAAUGUUCAUAAUAAUGAGAUCUCAAAAACAAUUCGUCAUCACGGCAGGAAAAAUCACAAAUUUAUCUUUGGAAACUUUCACGCAUAUUAUAAAAGCAUCAGCCUCAUACGUGUCUGUCUUAAACGCAAUGUAUUGACAUUAACAAACAGUGAUUUGUUGAACUCGCAA